This is a messenger RNA of Sclerotinia trifoliorum, 3452 nucleotides long. The record is from the annotation of a GenBank genome assembly. Lineage: Eukaryota; Fungi; Ascomycota; Leotiomycetes; Helotiales; Sclerotiniaceae.
GGAAUACACGCAUAAGUUUAUACUAAUACUAUACCCAUCCAUUCAUACCCCCAUCCGCCAAUCCAUUCCAUAUGGCCAUGGCAUAUAUCCAUCCAUACCCAUAUCUUUUCAAAGUAUGGAAAAUUACCCAACCUCUCCUUACAAUCACCAAUUCUUUCUCUACACCGUAUCGUAUCCUCUUCUCUUCCCGUAAAGCCAUCACCAAACACAAUCACAAUCACAAUCACAACCACAAUCACCGAGCCGCUCUAGAAAAUCAUGCGUACAAUGGAUUAAGAGAUCGCGGUGAUGUUACCAGGAGUACGACGCUCCACCAAGGACUCAGGACUCAGGCUCAGGCUCAGCACGCAGCACUCAAAAAUUCAACAACCAACAACCCUGAAAAUCCAAGAAUUCUUUACCCAAAGAGAGACAACGCAGCCACUUUAUCUAGCUUCGCAUCCAGGCCACCACUGCACGAAGAAAACGCCUCAACGCCGCCAAUAAUGGCCGAUUUAUCAGAUCUAAUAGGCCACAUUCCAGUCUCUGAGGAACAGCGUAGUACACUCAAAUGUUGUUGCGGGCGGAAAGAUUGCGCAUAUCUCGUUCACAAUGGGGAGGUUUUGAAUAAACUGGAGGGGGAUGUGACGUUAGCAGCUCAGAUGGGUCAGGUACGGUCUCUCCCAUGUCUCUCAUAUUUGUGUUUAUGUUACCGUUGAUCUUCUACAUUCCUCCAAUAUCUCUUCUUUUUCUCUCCUUUGCUCUACAUCGUCAAACCUCAAGGGAAAUUAAUGCAGCAAAGUUUUCACUUGGGGAAGUGGAUACUGUGAUCUGGUUCUUGGGUUAUUUACUUUUUACAUCGAUUUAAAUUAAAUCUAAUCUUCUUUUGUUUACAACCCCGCGUCAUCCCACGCGCCUAUAUAAUUAGAUGCAUGUGAAGGAUCUCGGAAGAUAAACAUCACUCAGAUGGCUCAAUCAUUGACUUUUGCUUUGCAGGCUUUAUUAGAAAGGCACGAACAUUAUAUGAUCGAUGCGGAACGAGAACGGGCAAAGAUGUCGGCAAAGAUUGAGCAGUUGGAGGUGGAUAAGAGGGAGUUGGAGGUCAGAAAUGAAAAGGUAAUUGCGGAGAAUAAGAGUCUGCUAGAUCAAUUGGAAGGUCUCAAUGGUAGUUAUGAGGAAUCAGAACUACAAAUCAAACUACUCGAGACGACUUUAAAGAGCACGCAUGCCGAAAUGAAACGUCUAGAGACUUUAGCUUCGAGAACACAUCAACUAGAGAAAGACUUGGCGAUCUUAGAGGAGGAGCAAGCAACUUUACGAAAGACAAUUACACAUACGGCAGCAGAAGAGCGCGCCGCGAUACUGAGGUGGAAGAGAGCGGAGCGAGGACUUCGUGAUCUACAGGAUCAAUUGGAGAAAGUUGAGCGAGAGGCACGAGAGGAAAAGGAACGACAUGUGGAAAUUUUGGGUCGCAUGGAAAGACAACGUACAGUCGAAAGAGAAUUAGAUACGGCUGCUUCUCGUCUGAAGGGAGCCGCUGCCAUCACAACUGGGAAAGGAAAGCAUGGUACCAAUGUUGUAUCACAUUUUGUUAAGGAUAUCCUACAAGAUAAUGCGAACUUACAACUUGGAAUUGUGGAGUUAAGAGAGAUGUUGAUGAGUUCAAAUGAUGAGGUGCAAAUAUUGCGGGAGCAAUUAUCGAUGCAUCAGCCGAUGUAUGCGGAUGAUGUCGUCGACAACGCACAUCAGCAACGGACAUUAGGGGCAGAACUUGAGCCAAGCGAACAAGAAUCGGAAUCAAGACCACAAGAAUCACAAGUUGUUUCCCAAACACUUCAUAUACAUCAUCAUUACCAUACACCAAAGAGAGAGGAGGUGCGUAAGCCGAAAAAGAAACGUACUUCUUUGACUUCCAGUAUAUUCUCUCCACUUAUAAGAAGUCCACAAUCACCGCGAACCUCUAGAGGGGCAGAGAAUGCUAUCUUAUCCCAAACAGCGGUCACAGUUCCAAGUCCUAUCAACACGAACAAUCGAUGGUCUGUUCAAUCAAGCCAGUUGUCAGAAUUUGCUCCUUCAUCAGUACCAUCAUCUCCACAAUCCAUGUAUCGAAACAGUACUCUAUUUGAUCGGAGUUUUGAUGUCGAUUCAUCACGUCCGACAUCACCUACCUCAAGUAUUGACCCGUUAUCACCUCGAAUUCAUCCUUCAUUUCACAGAAAACGACCAUCUGAAGUCUCGACUCGAAGCUUUGCUGCUAUUGCUAAUUUCCAACCACAUAGUAUAAUACAUGAAGAGGAGGAUGAUGAUAUUCAUGAUGUAUCAGACUUACAGAUUACCGAUAUUCCUUCUCUCACCGAUGAUUCUACAAAUCCUACCACUUCUGAUCUUUCUGACAAUACCGUCGAGGAAUGGAUGCCUUCUCAAUUCGGUCCUAGGUUACAUCGUUCUUCAUCCCGUGAAUCUAUCAUAUCAAUCUCAGGAAUCGACAUUCAUACAUUAAGAGCACGACCUUCACAAUUAAAUAUGUCCUUGGCAGGAACAGCAAUGAGACCAAGAUCAAGACUUUCAACUCCAACAACAACUUAUUCCACGGAAACUAUUACUGGUGCAUCUAUUAUCACAGCUCAACCUACUUUAUCUCGAAUGGGCCAUAGUAGUACAAGCUACCUUCGCUCAAACAUCGGGUACACAAAUUCAUCCAAGUCUACAAGUAAUGAUAGAAGUUCCAUUAGAUCCAGUUCAUCUAAUGAAGGUAAUAGCAAUGAUGGUGGCCUAGGAAAGAAAGUUGGCGGUUGGGUUUUUGGUCGAUGGGGAAUGUCUUCUGCUAAGUCAACCAGUGAUCUUCGAAGUACUCAAGAAGCUCAAAUUCCAGUUCCUCCACCAAUUGUUCGAGCUGUUAGUACACCAUCUGUCUCAGUAACCCCAGAACCAAUAAGGGCUAUUUUGGGAAGGGCGGCGGGGAUCAAUCAGAAAGGCCCCAUUCCAGGAUUUAGACAAACGGAAAAGGCACCUAGUAAGGUCAUUCCGGAUUUGGUUGAUCAUGAUGCAUUGUCGGAGGUACUUGAGGAAUGAAUCGUCAUACCUGGAUGAGGUGCGGAGAUCAAACUUUACCAUAAUAAUACGAUGUCGACUACGGAUAUCGAGAACUUCACAAUACAACACAAUACGAUUUAAGAUUUCAUUUAUUCGAUCUUUUCGCUACAGCUUGGAAAACUUUUACAGGUGGGUAUUACAGAUAUAAAAUAGAGGAGUCAUAUAUUUUUACAUAAUUUGCAGGGCGUUUAUGGAUUGAAUGGGAUACGGUGGAGUGGAAUAGCGACCGAUAAAUGGUUUUGUUGGUUGGACACGGAUACCCAAUUUGUACUUUGUGUAUAUAUCUUUUUUUUUUCUCUGUAUACAUGUAUGUAUUUAUCUUUUUAUCUAUAGUAUCUAUAGUAUCUAUAUAUGGAGUGAUAUUGGGAGAGAUGGGGAGA